This is a messenger RNA of Theobroma cacao (cacao), 1097 nucleotides long. Its product is annotated as phosphoglycerate mutase-like protein 4. NCBI's taxonomy places the organism in Eukaryota, Viridiplantae, Streptophyta, Magnoliopsida, Malvales, Malvaceae. Gene Ontology annotation, cellular component: cytoplasm; cytosol. The record is from RefSeq and is a predicted model, not a curated record. Gene Ontology annotation, molecular function: phosphatase activity.
AAAAGGGAAAGAAAAAGAGGAAUUGAAAGAUGAGCGCAAUACGCACCAAGUGCCAUCUAGCGGAAUGUCGCCAUUUUCCACGUUUCUCAUCAACGUCGGUUAAGAUACCAGUUUGCGUGAAAUUUUCUGCAUCCACAACAACUCGACUCCACCUCAACAAAGCCUUGCCAACUCGCCACCCAACUCACCUUGUCAAAUCGCCCGACUCGGUGCCGAUGUCUGACUCUAACUCUAGCUGCGUGAAUGGAACUUAUGCUGAGAUUGUGGUGGUGCGACAUGGGGAAACGGAGUGGAAUGCUGAUGGAAGAAUUCAGGGGCAUCUGGAUGUGGAACUAAAUGAAGCUGGGAGACAGCAAGCAGCUUCAGUGGCUGACCGACUAUCAAAGGAGCCUAAAGUAUCUGCCGUCUAUUCAUCUGAUUUAAAGCGAGCUCUUGUGACAGCUGAGACAAUUGCAGCUAGGUGUGGUGGGUUAGAGGUUAUAACAGAUCAAGACUUACGGGAGAGAAAUUUAGGGGAUCUUCAAGGCCUUGUAUUUCGUGAAGCUGCCAAACUUAAUCCCAAAGCUCACAAGGCCUUUUUAUCACACAGGACAGAUCAAGAUAUUCCAGGUGGCGGGGAAAGCCGAGACCAACUUUAUCAGCGCUGCACAUCUUCAUUGCAGAGAAUUGGUAGGAAGCAUAAAGGAGAGCGAGUUGUUGUGGUUUCCCACGGCGGUGUCCUUAGAGCACUCUACAAGCAAGCUUGCCCGGAUGGAAAGUCCAUAGGGAAGGUGCUUAAUACAUCUGUAAACAUAUUUCUCGUGUCUGAUGAGGAAUGGACCAUAAAAUGCUGGGGUGACGUUAGUCAUCUCGAGCAAACAGGAUAUCUGAAGUCGGGUUUUGGGGGGGACAAAACAUCUGGUUAGUUUGUAGUUUGACAUACGCCUUGCCUAUAGCAUACUGUAAUUUGAUUAUUUCAGGCAAUGUCGCUAGAACAUUAAAGGUGAGAUAAAUGGCCUAAUUCAAGCCAUUCUCUCUAGGGAUUAUUACUUACAAACAUGAUUUUGGAACAGCUUUUAUAUUUUUUAAUAAAUGAGAUAACUUUUCUUAAUAAAAAC